Molecule: messenger RNA, 3090 nt
Organism: Pseudozyma hubeiensis SY62
Lineage: Eukaryota; Fungi; Basidiomycota; Ustilaginomycetes; Ustilaginales; Ustilaginaceae
Product: mRNA binding post-transcriptional regulator
Exons: 1
Coding region: 1-3090 (1029 amino acids)
Biological process (GO): mRNA splice site recognition
Cellular component (GO): cytosol
Molecular function (GO): mRNA binding
Source: RefSeq, a predicted model, not a curated record
AUGUCGGCCGACGCUCCAUCGCAGAGCAUCCCGCCUUUCCACCUUUCGCACUACCAGUCCGAAGAGCCGGACCACAUGACCGGAUCCCGCCUAUCUCAGUUCUCCCGCACUCUAUCGUCUGACGAUGGUCAUGCCACCGUCAACCUCCCCCAUUCAAAUGCGAGUACAAGCAACCAUUAUGGUCCCGGCAACGGGCCUAGCUCGAUGGGACCCAACGGCAUGCAUGCCACAUCCAACAACAGCGCCAACAACGAUGCCAUGAGCAACAGCAUCUCGAGUCUGCACAGCAACACGUCACAUGCAUCAUCGGGCGGUCACGUCCCCCCACCUACGCGGACAGGCUACGAUCAGGCCAGUCGUCUGCGACAAACCUUUAACAAUGCGCGCAGCUCUUCGCCUCUGUCUCGGCCGCCGCUCUUCAGCCCGAACCUGCUCCACGAGGUCGAAAGGUCCUCUCCACAAGUUCGGUCGCCCUCAGGCACCCAUCCCGCGUCCUCUCCACCCCCCAGAAGUAACGUCACUUCUCCGCGCUACUUCACUGAACCCCAUCACUCUGCAAAUGCACCAUCGCACCUCCAGCACUCUGUACAGCACCACCAACAGCAUUCUCACCUCCAGCAUCAAUCUCCAUCAUACCACCCUUCGCAGCAUACCCAACAGCAGGCCCCUCAGCAAUCCUCGUCCCGCACGCAUUCUUUCGUUCCGAGCACUCAACAUGCUCCGUCUUUUCAGCACGGCCACAUGCAGCAGCCUUGGCAAUCACGCAGCGGUGGCAUGGGCCCGCUCGACUUUGCGCCAUCGGCGCAGCCUCCCGCGCUCAGUCCAUCCGACCGUCCACAUUCUUCCAUGUCGGAACGUGCAUCUCGCAUUCAUGAUGGCGCCGCUCGUAGCAUGGGUCCCGGCACAUCACAGAGCCCGGUCGGUGGUAUCAACAAGGAGUCGGAGUUCAGCAUCUUUGUCGGGGAUCUAAGCCCCGAUCUACGUGAGGACGACCUUGUCGCACAGUUCCUUCAACCACCCGCGUGGCCCCACAAUCACCCGUUCGCUGCGGCUCUCAUUCACGCCCAACAAGCGCAGGGCAUCUAUCAGCCUGAUGCACGCAUCGGGCCCGCGCCUUUCGCAUCAGCCAAGUCGGCCAAGAUCAUGACCGACCCUAUCACGGGCGUUUCCAAGGGAUACGGAUUCGUGCGCUUUUCGCUUGAAGCUGACUGCAAUCGUGCGCUGGUGGAAAUGCAAGGCGUAGUCGUCUCGCCAGCGAACGGCCUCUCGCCCGGACGUCCCCUUCGCGUCAGCACAGCUACGCCCAAGAACCGUGGAACAGCGCCACCAUCUCUGCAGCAACCGCUUGGACCAAACAUGGCCGGCGACCCGAACCAGCAGCCUCUGCAGAUGCCUCGGCCGCACAACCCGGCUCAAAACGCUGGACCAUCGUUCCUGUACAACGGGGCGUCGAGUGGUGGUCCUGCGAUUAGGUCGGAAGUCGUCUCGCCGCAGCCGCACGUUCGACAGCAGUCAAGCCCCACGACGCACCAAGCCUCGCUCGUCUCCCCGAUAUCGCCUGCCUCUCCCUACGAUGGUCCUGGCGGUCCGAGCAGUGGCAACGGACCCGCAUCCUUCGGCCCUCUCUACGGUGGCUUUCCUGGAAAUGGCGGCGACGGAACGCGUGAUUCGUCGCCUGCUGGCAUGAUGCGUUCCCACACGCCUUCUUCGGCACCUCCGAUGAUGCAGCAAGGCGGCGGCGGUCCCAGCGGCAAUCCCGGCGACAGCGCUGCUGAUCCCAACAAUACGACGGUGUUCGUAGGAGGUCUUUCGUCGCUCAUCUCGGAAGCAACGCUGCGAAGGUACUUUGAGCAUUUCGGCGAAAUCACCUACGUCAAGAUCCCUCCGGGCAAAGGUUGCGGAUUUGUGCAAUAUGUGCGCAAGCAGGACGCAGAGAAUGCGAUCCAGCGCAUGAACGGCUUCCCAAUCCUCAACUCCAAGAUUCGUCUCAGCUGGGGACGCAGCCAGGGCGACAAGGCGGCGGCCGCGGCUGCACAAACUAUGGCACAGUACGCGCAGCUUGGUCAGCUAGCGGGUCUUGCCGGGCUCAGCACGCUCAGUCCGUCUCAGCUGGCUCAGCUGGCUGGACUCGGCAGCGUUCUCAGUGCCGCCCAGGCUCAGAUGCAAGGUCAGGCGCAAGGUCCAUCUCAGAGAGGUCCGCCUGGGUUUGGUCUCGGUGGUGCCGGGGGACUUGCCAAUGAUCCUCUCUCUACCUUGGCGAGGCAGCUUGCAGCCACCAAUGGUGUCGGUGGCGGCAUGGGUCCUGGCGGACACGCCAAUCACAGUGGGCCUGGCAUGGGUCAACGAGCUCCUUUGCCAUCGUUCCUUCAGAAUCAGCAACAAUCACACCAGGGACAACAACCUUCACACCUGCAUCAGCACCAGCAUCAGCAACAGCAACAGCCGUUCCGAGGUCAGCACGGCUUCCCGUCAUCACAGAACCUCGGUUUGCCUGGAAUAGGAGCCAACGGAGCCUUCGAUGGCGCCCCGGGCUACAACGGACGUAGCGGCAGCUCGCACUCGAACCAAGGAUUCGACUUUGAUCCACGCAGCGCAUCUGGUCCAGACCACCACUUUGGACCGCAAGACGGCAACCAGUCACGUUCUGCUCCAUUCGCGCCUCAGCAUCAUCAGCAAGGCGACUUUUCGGGGAUGCCGCCGCUGUCGGAAUCCGAGCUGGUAGAUGCAUUCGCUGGCCUCGAUUUCGACGAGACAACACGAGCUGCCUUGGCUCAGCGACUGCAAGCUAUGCAGCAGCAGGACGGCGGACCGAAUCGAUCCAACGCGGACGGAUUUGGCCCCGCAUCCGGUUCGGCAGCCGCAGCCAAGCGAGCAGAUUCGUUCGGCAGCGGCUACAACCGCGAUCCGAACGCAUUCAUGUUCAGUCCGUUCAGCCCUUCGGAUUCGCCGAUCGUGGGUGGCAAGGCGGAUCUGCCGAACUCUCAAUCCAACUCUUCGUCGCUGUAUCUGUCGCACAGAGCUGACGACGACGGCUCGAGCGCGACGCACGAUCCCGCUGCUGCUGCUGGGAACAACACCCACGACCGCUGA